GGCGCCAUGAGCCUCCUCACCACCGCCCCGCUGAGGGUCGCCGGCCGCCGUGCCAGCACCGACCACAACUACAUCAUCAAGGAGCAUUACAACUACACGGGGAAGCUCAACGAGAACACGGACAGCGGCAUAAGAGUCACCUCGGUGGUUUUUAUCGUCAUCUGCUGUUUUAUAAUCCUGGAGAAUAUUUUUGUCUUGCUCACCAUCUGGAAGACCAAGAAGUUCCACAGGCCCAUGUACUACUUCAUUGGGAACCUGGCCCUCUCGGACCUGCUGGCCGGAGUGGCGUAUACCGCCAACCUCCUGCUCUCAGGGCACAGAACCUACAGCCUCACCCCCUCGCAGUGGUUCGUGAGAGAGGGCAGCAUGUUCGUGGCCUUGUCGGCGUCCGUGUUCAGCUUGCUGGCCAUCGCCAUCGAGCGAUACAUCACCAUGCUGAAGAUGAAGCUCCACAACGGCAGCAACAGCUUCCGCUCCUUCUUGCUCAUCAGCGCCUGCUGGGUUAUCUCCGCCAUCCUAGGCGGGCUGCCCAUCAUGGGCUGGAACUGUAUCAGCCUCCUGCACAACUGCUCCACGGUGCUGCCCCUCUACCACAAGCACUAUAUCCUCUUCUGCACCACGGUCUUCACAGGCCUAUUGCUAUCUAUCGUUGUCCUGUAUUGCAGGAUCUACUCCAUGGUGAGGACUAGGAGCCGCAGGCUGACGUUUCGGAAAAACAUUACCAAAGCCACCAGGAGCUCGGAAAAGUCCUUAGCUUUGCUCAAGACGGUGAUCAUAGUCCUGAGCGCCUUCAUUGCCUGCUGGGCUCCCUUGUUCAUCCUGCUUUUACUGGACGUAGGGUGCAAGGUGAAAACCUGCCCCAUCCUCUUUAAAGCAGAGUAUUUCUUAGUGCUGGCUGUGCUCAACUCGGCCACGAACCCUAUCAUCUAUACCUUAACGAACAAAGAAAUGAGGAGGGCUUUCAUCAAGAUCCUGUGCUGCUGCAAAUGUUCCCCCGCAGACGCUGGGACCAAAUUCAAGAGGCCGAUCAUCGGCGGGAUGGAGUUCAGCCGGAGCAAAUCCGACAACUCCUCCCACCCGCAGAAGGAGGAAGGCGACCGUCCCGAAACCAUCAUGUCUUCGGGCAACGUCACCUCGUCCUCUUAGGAGCGAGCGCGGAGGCCUGUGGGAGCCUUCCCUCUGCAGUGCGCCGGCCGCGACGCCUCCCGCUCGCGGCGGCGGCGCCGGGCCAGGCGGGCGAGUAGCGUUAGUUCUA
Tinamus guttatus (white-throated tinamou) is the source of this 1255-nucleotide messenger RNA. The record is from RefSeq and is a predicted model, not a curated record. Lineage: Eukaryota; Metazoa; Chordata; Aves; Tinamiformes; Tinamidae.